This is a messenger RNA of Phasianus colchicus (ring-necked pheasant), 1289 nucleotides long. Its product is annotated as fructose-1,6-bisphosphatase 1. Gene Ontology annotation, cellular component: cytoplasm; cytosol. NCBI's taxonomy places the organism in Eukaryota, Metazoa, Chordata, Aves, Galliformes, Phasianidae. Gene Ontology annotation, molecular function: fructose 1,6-bisphosphate 1-phosphatase activity. Gene Ontology annotation, biological process: fructose 6-phosphate metabolic process; sucrose biosynthetic process; fructose metabolic process. The record is from RefSeq and is a predicted model, not a curated record.
UGCCGCCGUCGGGUGUAGGUGCGGAGCCGGCGGCGGGACCGCGGUGUCUCUUGACUCAGGCCGGCAGCAUGACGGACCGCUCCGCCUUCGACACCAAUGUCAUCACCAUGACCCGCUUCGUGAUGGAGGAGGGCCGGCGGGCGAAAGGCACCGGGGAGUUCACGCAGCUCCUCAACUCGCUCUGCACCGCCGUCAAGGCCAUUUCCACUGCCGUGCGCAAGGCCGGCAUCGCCAACCUGUAUGGGAUUGCUGGUUCUACCAAUGUGACAGGAGAUCAGGUGAAGAAGCUGGACAUCCUUUCCAAUGAUUUGGUGAUUAACAUGCUCAAGUCAUCUUUCAGCACAUGCGUUAUUGUGUCAGAAGAAAACAAGGAUGCUGUAAUAGUGGAAGCUGACAGAAGGGGUAAAUACAUAGUCUGCAUAGACCCUCUGGAUGGAUCAUCUAACAUUGACUGCCUUGUUUCCAUUGGGACCAUCUUUGGCAUCUAUAGAAAGAUAUCCCCUGAUGAACCUACUGGGAAAGAUGCUUUACAACCUGGGCGUAAUCUUGUGGCAGCGGGUUAUGCCCUCUAUGGGAGUGCCACAAUGCUGGUACUGGCUACUUCUGCUGGAGGUGUCAACUGUUUUAUGCUUGAUCCGGCAAUUGGAGAAUUCAUUUUGGUUGAUAGGGAUGUGAAAAUCAAAAAGAAGGGGAACAUCUACAGUCUCAAUGAAGGCUAUGCCAAAUACUUCGAUUCUGCAGUCACCGAGUAUCUCAAAAAGAAGAAAUUUCCUGAGGAUGGCAGUUCACCAUAUGGUGGAAGGUACAUAGGAUCUAUGGUGGCUGAUGUACAUCGCACACUGGUGUAUGGAGGAAUCUUUCUGUAUCCUGCUAACUCCAAAAGUCCUAAAGGGAAGCUGAGACUGCUCUAUGAAUGCAACCCUAUGGCUUUUGUUAUUGAGAAAGCUGGGGGAAUAGCAACAACAGGACAUCAGCCAAUACUAGAUAUAGUGCCUGAGGAUAUCCACCAAAGAGUGCCUGUUGUCUUGGGAUCUCCUGAUGACGUGAAGGAGUACCUGGAAAUUGUCAAAAAACAUGCAGCUAAAUGAAGAAGGCCUGCUGCAGUCACUAUGCAGAUGGGAAGGAAUGCCUUGAAGCUAAACCAAAGAAUAUAUUGCAAGUCUGAACUGUCAGACCUUUGUAACAAGAAAGGGGAUAAGCCACAUUUUCGUAAGCUUUUUUUAAAAUACAGUUGUACUGUAAAACAAAAGGCAUUAAAAGAUUGUAUUAAAGGAAGCAUUGAAAGAAAA